Molecule: messenger RNA, 634 nt
Organism: Carlito syrichta (Philippine tarsier)
Lineage: Eukaryota; Metazoa; Chordata; Mammalia; Primates; Tarsiidae
Gene: ARL14EPL
Product: ADP ribosylation factor like GTPase 14 effector protein like
Exons: 3
Coding region: 1-459 (152 amino acids)
Source: RefSeq, a predicted model, not a curated record
AUGAGUGAACAUUCAGAGAGAACCAAUUCAAUUCAAGAGGGACUCACAGAUCAUAGUUCUUCUGAGAAAAACUGUCAAAUUGGACAGAAACAGCUGCAACAAAUAGAGCGGCAGUUAAAAUGCUUGGCAUUUCAAAACCCUGGACCACAAGUAGCAGACUUUAACCCUGAAACAAGGCAGCAGAAAAAGAAAGCACGGAUGUCAAAGAUGAAUGAGUAUUUUUCUGCAAAAUACAAAGUGACGAGGAAGUAUGACAAGAGUGGCAGGCUCAUCUGUAACGAUGCUGACCUGUGCGACUGCUUGGAGAAGAACUGCCUGGGCUGCUUCUACCCCUGCCCCAAGUGUAACUCCAACAAGUGUGGACCUGAGUGCCGCUGCAACCGGCGGUGGGUUUAUGAUGCCAUUGUCACUGAAUCUGGAGAAGUCAUCAGCAGGCUGCCAUUUAACGUUCCUGACUAGUAGCUCUUACAUGUGGACUGAUUUACUUCUUCUGACACAUUUAAGUUGACCUCUUUAUCUUGGGUGAAUUUUAGGGCAUGGGAAAAAAGGUUGGGAAAAUGUAAUUGAAACUCAUGCUUUCUCAAGCUGAAGGACAGUGUCAAUGGGCCUUAAUUCCAUAACUUUCUUACUGUGU